AUGAGGAUGGAUGAUGACCUCAUUCAGUCCCCAGGCAGAGACAAACUGGUGGUGAAGGAUGUCUGUUUCUUUGAAAAAAUGACAGACUUACAUAGAGUAGGCAAAUGGGUCAGGAAGAAAGGAGAUGCCUACAUUACUUCCACCCAGCACCGACAUUCUGAAUGGCUAAUAGAUAUUCAUCGUGACAUUGAUAAGGCCCUCAAGGGUGAUCAGUGGUCUAGAUUGCAUCCUAUGAGGAUGAACAUGGCAUCAUCACUGAAUCCCAGUGAGUCAUUCAGGAAGGUUAACCCCGACCUAGUCAGUGAUUCCCACCACUGUGCAUGGUGUCACGGAGCUCAGCUGUCCUCUUUCUCUCUGUCGACCUUCCUGGGGAACAUGAAUGCUGACAGCGUGGUGCACCACAAGCUCCCACACUCUGUGAGAGCCCGCUUCAUUCGCUUUGUGCCCUUGUGGUGGAACCCAAGUGGGAAGAUUGGCAUGAGGGUCGAGGUCUAUGGCUGCUCCUACAAAUCUGACAUUGCCAACUUUGACGGCCGGAGCUCGCUGCUGUACAGGUUCAGUCAGAAGCUGAUGAGCACUCUCAAAGACGUCAUCUCCCUCAAGUUCAAGAGCCUGCAUAGAGAUUGGGUCCUGUUCCAUGGAGAGGGUCAGCGCGGAGACCACAUCUCCCUGGAGCUCCAGAAAGGAAGGCUCGCCCUGCAUCUCAACUUGGAUGACAGUACGGCCAGGAUCUGCACCAGCCCACCUUCAGCCACCCUGGGCGGCCUCCUCGAUGACCAGCACUGGCACUCAGUCCUGAUUGAGCAGGUGGGAAAGCAGGUGAACUUCACCGUGGACAGGCACACGCAGCACUUCAGGUCCAAGGGUGCAGCAGACUCCUUGGACAUUGACUACCAGCUCAGUUUUGGAGGAAUUCCAGUACCAGGCAAACCUGGGACCUUUUUAAAGAAAAAUUUUCAUGGAUGUAUUGAAAAUCUCUACUAUGACGGAGUAAACAUAAUUGACCUGGCUAAGAGACGGAAGCAUCAAAUCCACACUGGCAAUAUCACGUUUUCCUGCUCUGAACCACCCAUCGUUCCCAUCACAUUUGUCAACUCCUGCAACAGUUACUUGCUCCUGCCCGGCACCCCACAAAUCGAUGGGCUCUCAGUGAGUUUCCAGUCUCGAACAUGGAAUGAGGAUGGGGUGCUUCUGUCCACGGAGCUGUCUGAGGGCUCAGGGACCCUGCUGCUGAGCCUGGAGGGCAGCAUCCUGAGGCUCCUCAUCCAGAAAACCACCCAGCAUGUCGCAGAGAUCCUCACAGGCAGCAAUCUGCAUGAUGGCUUGUGGCAUGUGGUCAGCCUCAGCGCCAGAAGGAACCGCGUCACUCUCACUGUCGAUAAUUACGCAGAAUCCACAGCUCAAGACACUACUCCGGUGCAGAUUUAUUCAGGAGGCAGCUACUACCUCAGAGGAUGCCCCGACCGUCUCACCGAGCCCCAAUGUCUCAGUCCCGUUAAGGCUUUCCAAGGCUGCAUGAGGCUCAUCUUCUUUGAUAACCAGCCCAAGGACCUCAUUUCAGUUCAGCAAGGUGCCCUGGGGAAUUUGAGUGGUUUACACACUGAUCUGUGCAGCAUCGAAGACAGGUGUUUGCCAAACUACUGUGAACAUGGAGGGAGCUGCUCCCAGUCCUGGUCCACCUUCCAUUGUAACUGCAGUGGCACGGGCUACAGUGGUGCUACCUGCCAUAACUCCAUCUAUGAGCAGUCCUGCGAGGUGUACAUGCAUCAAGGGAACACAGCCGGCUUCUUCCACAUCGACUCAGAUGGCAGCGGGCCCCUGGCACCUCUCCAAAUGUACUGCAAUAUCACAGAGGACGAGAUCAGGACAACAGUGCAGCACAACAAUGCAGAGCUGACACAUGUGCAGGGCUACAGCCAUGAGAAGUCCUACACUAUGACCUUGGACUACGGCGGCAGCAUGGAGCAGCUGGAGGCUCUGAUUGACAGCUCAGAGCACUGCAGGAGGUCUCACUGUAGGAGGUCUCACCUGGUCAACAUGGCAGAUGGAGCACCAUACAUCUGGUGGAUCGGGCGGUCCAAGGAGAAGUUUCCAUUCUGGGGAGGUUCCCCACCCACCUCCCAGCAGUGUGAAUGUGGCCUGGACAAAGGUUUCCUGGACAUCCCACACUUUUGCAACUGUGAUAUGGACAAGGACGAAUGGACGAAUUAUACUGGUUUGCUUUCCUUCAAAGAACAGUUGCCUGAUACUCAAAUAGUUAUCACUCAUACCAACAGAUCAAACUUAGACGCUGCUUGGAGAAUUGGUCCCUUGCGUUGCUAUGGAGAUCGACACUUGUGGAAUGCAGUCACAUUUGACACAGAAGGCUCUUUCCUCCACUUCCCUGCCUUCCAUGUGGAAUUCAGCGCCGACAUUUCCUUCUGCUUUAAAACCACGGCUUUUUCUGGAGUUUUCCUGGAAAAUCUUGGCAUGAAAGACUUCAUCCGACUUGAAAUGAGCUCCCCUAGUAAAUUGAUGUACUACUACAUCAUUACCACCUUCAUGAGCAACACCAUCAUAGUCAGUUACAUCAUCAUCCCCAUACCAGAGACUCCCAUCAUCACCACCACCAUUCUCACUGUCACUACCAAACUACAGCACCACCAUCACCUCUGUCACCCAGCCACCACCCUGAUGAUCACCACCAGUACAACCAUCAUUCUCAUUUCAGCCAUUAGUACUAUGACUGCCAUCUGGCUGGCUUCUGUGAUAUGCAACUUACUACAGAAAUGCAAAAGACAGAAAGGCUUCCAAGGAUGUAUCCGCUCCUUACAUAUGAAUGGGCAGAACCUGGACCUGGAGGAGAGGGCCAGGGGCACGUCUGGAGUCAGGCCCAGCUGCCCAGGCCACUGCAGCAGCUAUGGCAGCAUCUGUCACAACGGGGGCAGGUGUGUGGAGAAGCACAGUGGUUACCUAUGUGACUGCACCAGCUCACCGUAUGAAGGGGCCUUUUGCAGCAAAGAGGUUUCUGCUGUUUUUGAGGCUGGAACAUCAUCGGUUACUUACACAUUUCAAGAACCCUACGCUGUGACCAAGAACUUCAAUCUAUCAUCUUCAGCUAUUUAUGCAGAUGCAGCGCCAUCCAAGGAGAACAUUGCACUUACCUUCACGACAGGUCAGGCACCCAGCCUCUUGCUCUUCAUUAAUUAUUCUUCUCAGGACUUCCUGGCUGCUCUUCUCUACAAGAAUGGAAGCUUACAGGUUCGCUAUCAGUUGAGCAAGGAAGACACCCACGUAUUCACCAUUGAUACAGAGAACUUUGCUAAUGGAAAGAUGCAUCACUUGAAGAUAAACCGAGAGGGGAGGGAGCUUACCAUGCAGGUGGACCAGCUCAGCUGUAACUUCUCCCUGGAAACCAAGCUUAGGUCGGCCAGGUCCUUGACCCUGGGCAAAGUCACAGAGAGUCUUGUCCUGGAUUCUGAAGUCAUUAAAGCAAACAGCUUGGGUUUCCUCGGAUGCCUGUCUUCAGUCCAGUAUAACCACGUAGCACCAUUGAAGGCAGCCCUGCGUCACGCCACCACUGCACCUGUGACCAUCCAAGGGACCUUGGCAGAAGCCAGCUGUGGCUCCAUGGUGGAUUCAACUGCCAAUGCAGUGACCACUGAGCAUUCUUCAUCAGAUCCUUUUGAGAAGGCAGAUGAGCGGGAACCACUCACUAGUGCAGUUCGAAGUGUUUCAGCCAUCUUCAGAGGGGUCAUAGCACUGGUGAUAUUCGUCACCGCCUGCAGCAUAAGUGUCACGAUCUGCUUCCUGUACCAGCACCAGCAGUCCCUUCGCACAAGCCAGAUGAAGAACGAAUACCCUGAAGAUCUGGCCAGCGCCUUCAGAAACGAGAUUGACUUACAGGACACAGCGAAUGAGCGUAAACACGAGCAUUUCAUCUGA
Ochotona princeps (American pika) is the source of this 3924-nucleotide messenger RNA. Its product is annotated as contactin-associated protein-like 5. NCBI's taxonomy places the organism in Eukaryota, Metazoa, Chordata, Mammalia, Lagomorpha, Ochotonidae. The transcript has 27 exons. The coding region runs from base 1 to 3924 and encodes 1307 amino acids. The record is from RefSeq and is a predicted model, not a curated record.